AGUAUGGCAGUAUCAAGAUCUCAUGGUCUCUAACCAAAAAUGUGGAAAAUUUUGAUGGACUGCAUAGAAUGCAGCGGCAAAGUAUGUGCUUGACUCACUGUACGUUACAUUGUUAUUGGUAUCUCUCCAAAGUAGCUUAAGUUGAAUUAGUGGGGUGAUUGAACUGUUAGAUUAACAAGAGAGGCCUUGAUAGUUGGUACCAUUAAGCCAGGGCAGGUUGUACAUGAUUGAUAUGUAUCAUAAUUAUAUUUAACACCGUCACUGCCAAAAUGUACGGACAGGUUACGAGUUUUGCUUCUGGUUGGAGAUGGUAUUUUCCCUGUUUCUGUCUAUCUGUUGCUUAUAACUGACAUAUAGUACUGUUUGGUAAAAUCAUAAUAAUAUUUGGUUCUCUCUUCUCUGCCUUGUUAUUCUGCCUCCCUUGUACAAGAACUAUUGUUGUUGGACGUGUUAGAAUCUUCUAGUAUUCAUUUUCAUUAAGAGUGUUAGGGUGGAUCUUUUUUCUUAGAGAAAAUAAAAAUAAAAAAUACUUGUGAGUUUAGGUAGCAACAUGAGCUCGUGAAUGUAGUUGUGAUAUUACCAAUGUCAGAAUGUAUGAUGACAAAUAAUUCUCUCUUUUCUUUUCCCUCAAAACAAAAGUAACUACUUUGAAUGAUUAGAUGUAGAGCAAUUAGUAUUUUGAAAGGAAAAAUAACUAGCUAAAUAGCAACGGGAAUUGAAGCAUAAAAGUUACAUGUGAAAGAGAACUGACUGAAAGGUAAAUAUUAUCUGAAAUUGAAGCAUGAAACUCGCAUCUAUCUAUAUUUUAGUCUAAUCAGUAGACAGACCAAAUUAUUAUUCUUUUUUCAAUUCGUAGAUAAAGACCACGAGGAAAAUAGGCCAAUUAUUGUGCCUCUGGAUUUGGUUACUUGAAACUGAAGCUGUAUAAGGAAUAUCAUUCGCUUGAUAUUCUUUCAUUACUUUGGCAUUUGUGCCUCCCUAAUCCAUUCAGUGCAGGCAUGGCAGCACAAUCUUAAAUCCUUGUGAGCUCAGCAAUCAAGAGCACAUUCCAUGUGUCAAGAACUCCCGGAAGACACCAAUGGCUGCAAUCCAUGCCAUAAACAGAAGGAUGUAGAUCUUUUCUUUGCUGUGACAGUCUUGUUACAUCGAGCAGAUGUACCCUCUUAUACAUGCUGCCUAUCAUUCUCUCCACUCUCAGUUCAGCUGGAAGCCUUUUUCUUGGAUAUGGUGGCCCAAACAUUGGCCUUGUUUCUUCACGGCAAAACUCCCCAUCAUAGUUCCCCAAUGAUUUAGCACUGGCAAAAUGGCACUAAUGAGAUGUCUAUGCUUGACUGUUUGUUCUUUAUUGUUGAAACAUACAGUAACUGAAGAAUGGUGAUUUUUGUGCCAAUGAAAAACAUGAAGAAACAGGUAAAUGGUCUUUAACUGUCAUUCAAGUAUUUUUAUAAAUUGACUAUAAUUUGAAUAAUUCAAUUUAAGAUUAAAAUCAUUUAUAAUAUUUACAAAUUCGCUAUGUAGAUGUACUAGUACCAGAUUUAAUAUUAUUUUUUUAGUAAUUUUUAAAUUUUAUUUCACAAAUAUAAUAUUUAAAAUUAACUGCAGAUAUUAUGAGGUGAAAUGGAAGGCAAGAUCGCCCAUUUGGGUGAUGAGCACGGAACGAGGAUCCUCCUAAACGCGGAACGAAGGCUUCGCUUUCUCUUCCCCUUCGCCUCCCCUAAACGCCGAACGAAGGCUGCGAGUCAGCAAGUGUGCUGUGCGAGUGUGAAGUCUUGUCGCUCUCGUCCGUCCCUUCUCGCUCCCGCUCCUCUGCCUCUCCUUGUCGAAUCUGUGAAUCCCUGAAGGCGUGAAGUCUUCUUGCUGUCUGCCCUGUAUUAGUGGUGUGCUCGAGCUCGACUCCCUCCGUUUCUCUCUUUAUCGCACUCAGGUAUGAUUGACUCUCUUUCUUGCUAUCUGAUUUGUGACACGUAGAGAGCGAACAAAUGUAACCGACUGGAGAGGGAUAGGUGUUUUCACGCAUGGCGGCCAUCACCACACGCGUUAUAAUGCGAGCCCACCUUCUCGCUUUUCGUAUAAUUAGAAGCCAGGCAAGGUCCCUGAUUGGCGUGAGAGAUUGAUGACUCUGCACUCCCCUUCUCUCUUUGUUUCUCCAUUCCCAUAUGUCCUCCUAUCUGAGCCCCUUCAACACGUACCCACCCUUCAUUUACAAGUGUCACUUUCUCCUCCUCCUUCCCCUUACUGUGCCCACUCCUCAUUGGCUCUUUCUCCUACUUCAACACCACCGAUAGUCAUCCCCUUCUUUUAUAACUCUCCUGCUUCAGCCUCAUUUUCUGUCCUCCUCACUAUCAGUUUCUUCACUCAAUUUUCUAUGCGUCGUCUGCUAAAACAAAAUACUCUCAAGCUCAAACAAAGCUAGAUAUCACCAUGGUUAAGACUUUACAUCCUUAUUCCAAUACUGCAAAAACUGCUGAAAUCAUGUCCAGGUAUAGGCCCAUAGCUCCGAAGCCUGAGACUCCCGGGAAUUCCAUGACUGAGGGUUCCUCCCUGUGUCAAAAGAUCAAGCAGUCUCCUUACCUCAGGAACCUGUGGCCGCAGUUGCAGGCACGCCCUACCAGGACCCGGAAGAGAGGCAGAGCUUCUAUACCACUGCCCUCCCUCAAGAGCCAGAAGACCCAUGUUUUCGGCUUUUGCUCGCCUUGCCAUGUAACAUCUCCCGCAAAGAACCUAUGUUUACAGAGUUUUUCUCAUAGCCAUGGCCUACCUCAUCUCCCUCUUCCUCCUCCUAACCAUGGAGUGCUCAACUCCGGCUGGGAAAAGCCUUACAAUGAUACUCCCAGUUUAGUGACACUUCCACUUCUUCCGUGUUCUCCGCCUGAACCUGACAUGGUCAAGGGAAGAGAAGAGAUUAUCGAUUUGAACGCCAUAGCAGAAAUCCCAGAAGAAAAAGAUCUCUUGCAGCAGCUGCAGACACCAACAGUAAGCAUUGUUAUCGCACCUCGGCCAGUUCGCCCCCUUGGGUCUAGCAUAAGCGUGGGGUGCAUCAAUGAAGACCCUAGCCUGCCCCUAACAGCUCGAGCCCCGAAAACGCCAGAGGAGGUCGAGCUAGAGGUUGAGUCUGAGGCCUUGCCUGUUGUUAUAUCAGAUUCAAACAACCAGGUUAGAAUGGCAAAUUCUGCUUACAAGGAGAUGGUGGGUCAACCAGAAUGCCCUUGGCUCGACUCGAUGGUGACCAGUGAUGGAAGACUUCCACGUCGCUCGUGCAAGAGAAUCAGUGGGGAGGUGACACUGCUUUGCGAUUCAAGUAUACCGAUUUCAUCAAGUGGGUUUACAUGCUGGGUGAGAAUCGAAUGGAAAACUAACGAAAAAAUCAGCUCACUUAACGCUUUCUGUGACGUCAUCAGAUUAUCCUGCGAAUCCAGGGACUAUCUCUUAAAAUGGAGGUUUCACACUCGCGGUCCCACCAGAGAAGUGCAGGCAUGGCAAUACAAUCUUAACUCCUUGUGAGCUCAGCAAUCAAGAGCUCAUUCCAUGUGUCAGGAACUCCCGGAAGACACCAAUGGCUGCAAUCCAUGCCAAUUUGAAGAUGCUUUUCUGUGAGUGAAGAAUGCAGAAUUUUUUACCAAUGAAGAAUAUGGAGAAACAGCCACCAAUGCCACGAGUUGAACACCAAGACAUGGCUCCCUCGCCACAGUUUAGCAUCAUCUUCAGAAAUGGAAUUCAGUUUCAGAACCCUCCCCCAUGACUUGUGAGCAAUGUCUACAAGCAGUGCGUUUCUGGAAAGUAUCAACGACACAUUGUGGUCCUACAGAAGAGCACAUGAACUGUUUGUUAUUCAGCAUGAAUAUGCAAGAACUCAACUUCAGAAGGUUGUAGGGGCUGACCGUAUAAUCCAAUCUCAUGCUUGUCUUGUCGAACAUUUUUACAAGAAACUCACUUCAAAAACCUUAUGGAUGCUCUCUCUACCUACUUUUUUCUAGUUCUUCAUUGUGUUAUUGGAUGGUGAACAUAUUUGUUUUUAAUUAUCUUGGUCUUACUCCCUCCUAGUGAGAUAAAGCCUUGUUGUUGUAUUUGGUCUUACACUUAUGCCACAUUAUAUUUUAGUUAUUGCCAUUUUAUCUGGAAAAAGAUUUAGGUAAAAAGGGUUGACUCUCUCUCUCUCACACGCGCGCGCACACACAAGGAGAGUUUCAGUUUUGUCCUGCAUAUUUGCAAAAACUCUAAGGUCCUAUUUGGUGCAGGAAUCAUGAUUUCGUGGGAAGUAUGAAGCCAUCAAAAUUUGUGGACGCUUGUUACGUCAUCAUAAAUGAUAAGGUACAUAACAUAUAUUGAAGAGCACCUUAAAUCCAAUCAUGUAGUUUGUUCAAUGAAAGAUUAUAAGAGAAAGAAAAGCUGA
This is a messenger RNA of Prosopis cineraria, 4390 nucleotides long. RefSeq lists its product as uncharacterized. The transcript has 4 exons. The record is from RefSeq and is a predicted model, not a curated record. Lineage: Eukaryota; Viridiplantae; Streptophyta; Magnoliopsida; Fabales; Fabaceae. Bases 2422 to 3501 code for a protein of 359 amino acids.